This is a messenger RNA of Colletotrichum spaethianum, 264 nucleotides long. RefSeq lists its product as uncharacterized. The record is from RefSeq and is a predicted model, not a curated record. The transcript has a single exon. Bases 1 to 264 code for a protein of 87 amino acids. NCBI's taxonomy places the organism in Eukaryota, Fungi, Ascomycota, Sordariomycetes, Glomerellales, Glomerellaceae.
AUGGCCUGGCGGCGACCGUUUGGUAAAGGAAGUGGUGCAACGGGAACGGUAGUGGAAGAACAAGGGAGGCAAGUUUCCACUGGUAGCGUCCAGUACAUUGGCGAGAAGGGAGGUAACGAUGCGCCGCCUACUUACCAGGAUGCCUCAGGUGCGCCUGUUGAGCACAACUCCCCGUUGGGAUACUCUGUCGGUCCAGUGACAAUCACCUUGCUGAAUAUCACCAUGAUGAUUGGCGCUGGUAUUUACUCUACGCGUAGGUUCUGA